Messenger RNA from Acanthochromis polyacanthus (spiny chromis), 7959 nucleotides. It is a transcript of the gene ripor3, whose product is annotated as RIPOR family member 3. NCBI's taxonomy places the organism in Eukaryota, Metazoa, Chordata, Actinopteri, Pomacentridae. The record is from RefSeq and is a predicted model, not a curated record. Bases 1123 to 4161 code for a protein of 1012 amino acids. The transcript has 29 exons.
GAGACUUCAGAAACAUUUACAGCUUUGGGAAGACAGAAAAAGAUGUAGAAAGGAGGUGAAGAUGAAAGAGGAGUUCAAGAAGAUUAGAGGAUUGGAAGAAGAGACUAGGGAACGAAUGAGAGGAUACAGAGAUGAUAGAGAGAAACAAUGCAGCACCUCCAGAAAAUAAGCGGAAAGAGACAAAUACAGGUCGACAAGUUCAGAAAAAAGAGGAGAAGGAAACAUGAUGUGAGUGUUGAAAGUUAGAAACCUGCAGCAGAGAAAGUGGAAGGAAAAAGUGCAUUAAUUGGAGUUGACAAAAGGGGAAAAAAAAGAGUGGGAAAGAGGAGGAGAGAAGCUGAGAGAAGGGAGUGGAGAGGCAGCUGAGGGGGAGAGCUGGAAAAUAAAGAGUGUGACGGACGAGCUGAGGGCAGAUAUGAGGAGGAGAAACAGCAGAGACGCUUCGUUCACCGUCGUGUUUCCAGACGCUCUGAUGCUGUAAGAAAAAAAAAAAAGCCUCCUGAGCUGCUGCUGCUCCAAACUGAACGCUAUCAGGACAGAACAGGCAGCUGCCAAACCCACCGACACUCUAAACACACUGACUGAUGCAGAGAGGAGGCAGCGCUGGACAUGAAGCGUUUAUUGUGCUGGACUUGGUUUGACAGUUGGGAAUAACCGGUUCUUCGUGCUGCCAGGCAACCAGCAAAACCAAAGAAGUCCAAAACAGGAGCAGGCAGACGACCAAAGCCAGGCUGAGAUCAUGGACAGGGAGACGACAGCUGCUUCAGACUUGGUUCAGGAGUUAUCAACGGAAAUCAGAGUUUGUGUGAAGCUCAGACAGUGAAGGACACUUCAGAACAUCAACCUCCGUGGACAGCAUCCAGAAAACCAUGUUUGAUUGCUGUCGUGUUUGAAGAUGAAGUGACAGCAGCUGGAUCUGGACCCUGACAGCUUCACAGCUUGGAUGUUUCCAUCGGACGAAACGGGACAACAAAUUCUAUCCAGGAGAACUGAUCCACCAGUGGCUGGACCUUCCAGAUACGGGAGUCUUUAUACUACAAUCACUGAGACACAUUCACUGAACUCCAAUGAUCUUUAUUUUACUAACUGUGGGACUUCUGGCUGCAUCUGUAUUGAAUUAGGAUGUCGGUGAAGCUGCGAUUCGACUCCCCUUCAGAUGGAGGUUUGGUCCACAGGAGCCGAUCCUUCACCGGGUUCAGCUCUCUGACGGGUCGACGACGGCCCCCCUCUGCUCGUAACUCUCUUCGCUCCAAAGCCUCGACCGGAGGUAAAUCUCCCAGAAUGCACCUCUCCCCCCGCAGAGGUUCAGGAACUAUCUGGUCCAUGCAGCCGGAGCAGGUCGACAGGGUUUUCCAGGCUCUACGCAAAGGACUCAACGAGUAUCUGGAGGGUCACCAGGCUGAGAUGGACUUUUUGUCUUCACAGCAGAGAGAAACUAAAAGAAACUCCAGAUUGGCUUUUCUCUAUGACCUGGAAAAGGAGAUCAGAGCACUGGAGAGAUACAUAAGACGAUUAGAAUUUCAAAUCAGCAAGGUGGAGGAGCUGUAUGAGACGUAUUGCAUCCAGUGGAGGUUGUGUCAAGGAGCAGUCAACAUGAAAAGAGCUUUUUCUCUGUCGCCGUCCAGCAGAGCGUCCAGAGAAAGUUUGCUGGAGCUCGGCCGCAACCACCGACACAGUCUGCAGGACAUGUCGGCGAUGGAAGGAGAGCUAGAAAUCCUCCUCGGAGAGCUGCACAUCAAAAUGAAAGGUCUGAUCGGCUUCGCUCGGCUCUGCCCCGGAGACCAGUAUGAGGUGUUGGUGCGUUUGGGUCGCCAGCGAUGGAGGAUCAAAGGGAGGAUCGAGUCGGACGACACUCAGUCGUGGGACGAAGAGGAGAUGGUCUUCCUCCCUCACAUACACCACAACUUUGACAUCAAGGUGACGGAGGCGAAGGGUUUGAGUUGGCUGCUGGUCGGCAUGGUGACGUGUGCGAGCGCUGACUUCUUCGUGGCGAGGCCUCAGCUGAUGCUGGUGGACAUCACUGAGCUGGGAACCAUCAAACUGCAGCUGGAGGUCACCUGGAAUCCAUUCGACAGCUCUGAGAAGAUGAGGCCGCUGUCCGUCAGCAAACAGUCGGUGUCGAGCAGAAAGAAUUCAGUUUACAGCUGGACAGCGCCGAGUACUCCGUCCUUCACAGAGAAGUACUUCAUAUCGAUGGUUCGAGAGUUACAGGUUCAGGAAGGUUCGCUGCCGUCUCUGGUGUCUAAAAGUCGCCACAACAGAGGAGGAGUUUCUCUGCUCAGCUACCUGUCCAACCCAUCACACACCUCCAUCGCUUCCAGCAACAGCCCUCAGAGCCCGAACACACCGAAUCUGACCAGGGCUCACAGCUACCCAUCCAGCCCCAGUCAAGGCACCAGUUUUGGGGGAAGUCAAACUCAGCUGUCCCUGGGAGAGGAAGAAUCUGUAGAGGAGCAGGAGGAGAGGAAGAGGAUGGAGGAGAGGGAGGAGGAAGAAGAGUGGGGAGGUGAGACGCCUUCUUCACCAGAGGAGAGUAAAACUGGAUCCCUGCAGGCCUUACAGAGAUCCAGCACUCCAGACAUCCUCAGAAAGAACACAGAACCAGAACCUGAGAGGCAAAGUGGAGUUCUGGGUCAGGACUCUGUCAGUGUGCAGGACUCUCCAGACUCUCAGACAUAUUCUGACUCAGUUCCACCCUCUCAGCCUCCAGCUGGAUCUCUGUCUUCACCCCUUCCAGCUGCUUCGACUCCAGGGAAGCCGGUGGUCAGUGGAGCCCAGCGGAGAGCUCAGGCCAUCAGGCUGGGAGCUCUGGUAACAGAGCUGGAGAAAAGCCUGCAGGACCAGAGCUCCUCUGACAAGGAGAUGAGAGCUUUGGACCACCAGGUCCUACAUCUGGCCACCAUACUGAAGAAUGACCUCUCCAUGCUAAAGAGCUCCUCAUCAGAGGAGACUUUGGCUGUGGAGGAAGUCCUCGGCAGCUUCGACUUCCUGUCACAUGACUUCAACGCUGAUGAUGACACUUCCUGUCUGGGCAGCCUGAGACUAAAAGACAGCGGCAUCAGUUCGUUCCAGCAGAGCACUCUGAGGAGCCUCGGCCUCCUCUCUCAGGACAGCCAAUCAGCUUCUGAGGAAGACCUCGUCAUUGCCCCGCUGACUUCUGGGAACUGGGGUCUCGACCAGGCUCUGGAGACUCACCUGGACAUCUGCUGCAUCCUGCUGCAGAUGAUGAGGACAACUGACUUCGCCCCGUCCAGGAGGGAGCUGCUGCAGGAAAUGUCUCUGCAGGCUGAAGUCCUGGACAGAGUGAGCUGCCUGUUGCUGGAGAAGACGGACAGCAUCACCGCUAGAGACAUCCUGCCAAAGGCCCAGAGAACGAGGGAUCUUCUGCAGUUCUGGGAGGAUUGUGCCAACGACAGCGGCUCUCCUUUCUGUUGCCAUGCCGACAGCUUCUCCAGGACGCUGAAGAAACGCUACACCCACAAGGUGAAGGCCAAGCAGCCCGGGCAGUCAGAGAAAGUGUUUUCUCAGCUCCUGCAGCAGGUGCAGGCCUCCUGCCGGGUGUUGCCCAGCUGUCGCUCGGUCUGCAGCCCAGACAGAGUCUCCCUCUUCCAGCUGUCGGUGUAUCUGAAGCGCUGGAGCUUCCUGGAGCUUGGAGAUCACAUCUCCCGCCUCUCCAGAGAAGAGUACGUCCUCUCGGCCCUGCGGAGCCCCAAAAGGAGGCGGGCUUUGAAUAAGCUGAGGGGGCGGAGCCUCUCAGAGCUCCUCCCAUUGGGAUGCACCCUGCAGGCACUCGCCUCCCUGCAGAUCGAUUCCAACCACAAAGUCUGCAAAGCCGCCACCAACUGCAUCUGCAGAGCCGCCAGCUACAAGAACUUCAGGAGUAAAGCGUUGGUUUACUACACGGAGAGUUUGAAAAGCAGCAAUGUUCAGAUCCAGCAGGGCUCUUGUCUGGCUCUGAAAUGUCUCAGGGCGACAGAGAGUGUCGACCACAUAGCAGAUUUAUGGAGAUCAGCAGAUGAAGAUCUUCGUAGCGCUGCCAGAGAAACUGUCAUCUCCUUUGGUAAAAAAGGCUACCAGGCCUUCCAGAAGAUGGACCAGCUGGACUCUGAGAUGCAGGAAGAGGCUUACCGGAACCAAGAGACUGAGAUUACCAUUUUAUAGGAAACAGUCUCAAUGAUGUUGAGUGUCAAGGAGAGAGACUGAGUAUAAACCAAGUUUGUGCCUGAGUUGGAUCAGUUGAGUUGUUCUACUUUCUGGGAAACCUUCUGAAAAGUCAUGUAGCUACAAAUCCCAAAGAAACGAGUGCAGAAAAUCUAAUGAAAGUGGCUUCUUCUUCCUCUGGAUGGAUCUUCCACUCACUGAUGUAGGAGUUUUGUUCCAAAGCCUCAUUAUGUAUUAUUUUACUGAGAACUUGAAUUUAUGUUUGACAGAUUUCUACAGUCUUGUUUAAAGAUGUUAUGUCGCAGCAUCACUUUGUAAUAUAAUCAGAUUUUCCGGUGUUGGGGCUGUUGUUCAACAACCAGUCGGCAUGGUUGUUUUAUUGGAAAAUGAAGGAGGAAAAUGUUAUUAUUUCACAUAAUAUCGUAAGUGUGUUGGUAAGAAGAAACAAGGAGCUACAAUCCAGAAUAUUACAUUAACAUUAAACCUAGAAGGACUAAUUAAACUCAGAAUAACAGCUCUAAAUUGAGCCUCUGCAGCCUGUGAAUGUUGAAUUUUAAUGUCAAUCAAAGUUCAGUUCUACAGUCCUUUACAACAGCCUAAAGGGUGCCCAAAUGCUUCACAGUGAAAAACAAGAGAGGAACAAAUGGCUACUGAAAUAUUUCCACAAAUCGGAGCUCAGACUUUCGAGCUUGUUUUUUUUUCAUUUUAGGUAUAUGGAGGUGCAGACUGAUGUUGAUACCAGCAGACAUGAUGGCUGAAUUGCUUUUAAUGUUAUCAGAAAAAGCAAACUUGACUGAAAAUGUGCUAAAGCCAGUGCAGCAAAUUUCCGUCAUGGAUGUUUUCUUCAAACUGCAAACAAGAUCAUGUUUCUUUAAGAACUCCUGAGGGUACGUAAGAGAAGUUCUUGACCCAUCAUAGUCUUUAACUUCAGUGCACUUGGUCCACCGAUGUUCAUGAUUUUAUGUGCCUUUGGAAUGACCUUGAGCCUCCAGAUACUCUUCAACAACAUGCACGACUUUAUCAUCUCAUGACAGCAUGCAUGACUACAUCAUCACUCUGAAAAUGGCGACCACACAAGUGAGAUUUCAGUUUAGGAAGCAGAAGUCAGAGUGUAGGACAGUUGAGUAAGGUUCAUCAAGGAAACAGUUUGGCUGCUUCUGCCACCUGUCUGGAUGGACACAUUGACCUGGAGCAAUGGCACCCAGUUCCAAGUCUUACUCUCCUUGCAAAAUAAAAAAGACAACCACAAUCGUUUGAGUUUUUGUUGACAGUGAAGGCUUUAGAGUAUACAAUUAUCCCUCAGAAUGGGAGGAACACCCCUUAUUUCUGCAUUUCCAUUGAAGGAACCUGAGUCUAUGACAAGUUCCAGGUUGUUUUAAAGUCCCUGCCCAGUGGUAGGUAUUCCUGAAGGUAAAUUUAAGCUUUUUGUGUCCAUUGUGUCUGGAAAACACACAUUUUGUUGUCUACCUGAGUCCAUAAGGCUGUCCACGAACCUCUCUGCAGACGUUUGCGUGCAGCUUAAACUUUGCACGACUAUACGUACUGCAAAUGUAGUCCAUAGCUUUAUAAUUACGUCAAUUACAAUUGUUGUAACUGAAGUAGUAAGUGCAGAAACACAGUAGAAGUUCUUAAUUCUCCAGAAGUCCUGUGCUACAGCCAUGGCCAUAAGUUUGGACACAGCAUGACUUCCUAUGUCUGUUUUGAUGUCUAUUACAGAACAUAACUAAUAUUUUUUGACAGCACCAUUUAAUUAGUCAACAAAUCAACAAGGGAUAUAAUAUUAUCAAUAAAUUCCAACAAUUGGAACAACUUUGUUCCCAAAACAUAAUAUUAGAAGAAAAUUUAAAAAAUGCAGUACUUUCACAACCAAAUUUGGUAAGAAUAACAAAAUGACACCAAACUCUUUUGAUGUUUUUUUAAAUAUGAAACUUAAUAUAGUUCUCAGGAGUUGUGUACUGUAUCGUAAGUGACAAUUUUGUGGUAUUUUCUAAGAUUCACAAGCAUCAUGGUGCUUGUGUCCAAACUUAUGGCCAUGGCUGUAUGUCUGACUGCUGUCCGAAAGACUCCCACUGGCACCGUGCUGCAGUACAAUCUGUAAAUAACUGCUAUGUCCUGUAAAAAGUGCAAAUUCACAGGUUCAUAGAAACCUCCGUGGCAGCCCCAAGAGUUUUCCUGUGUUCAGUAUGGCAGGAAACGGAAUCUGUGAAGCAAACAACCACAUCCCAGUUGUAAUGUUCACAGCAUGCAGAUAAAAGGGAAAUAAGGAUGUUCAGUGAUGACAAUCGUUGUGGAGUUUUUGUGGGCGGUAAAGACUUUGGAGUAUACAAUCAUCAGUCAAAAUGGGAGUUACACUGCUUGUUUCUGGGUGGAACUUUUUGAAGUACCCUCAUAAUUUGAAGUGCACACAGUAGGGUUGGAGUGACUAAUCAUAGCAGUCCACUACAACUAGCUAGUACCCAACAACUCUCGUAAUUCAGAUAGUAUGAUUUUCCUAUAUUCCUACAGUUUUAUGGCAUCAAUGUUCAUUUUACAGUGACUACUUGAUGUCUACAUUUCCACUGUGGUUGAUUUGCCCUCACAUUUGAAACACUAAUGACUUUAUCUUUCAAGAAUCAGGAAGUUUCAGGCUAUUAUUCAGUUUCCAACCAACAAAUUAUUGCAGAAAAAUAAAGGACCAAGUCUCAGUAAGUCACAAAAAGAUUUGAACUUAUUAAUUUACAGUCUAAGUUAGUCGACAACUAAUGGUGUUGGUGGUAAUAGUAAAGUCAAAUGAUCAGUCUGCAGGCAGGUGCUGCCCUCUGCUGGCUGCUCCACUAAACUGAAAACAUCCAUUUGUGGUUCAACCAACCAGAUUUGGGUUUCUAAUUACCAUUUAUGACGUCAAUAAAACUUUGCGGGAGGAAAAUGCAUUUUAAUCUGCGAUAAAAUUUAAGCAUCUGUGUCAAAUGUGGUUUUUCAAGAUAACCCUGCAUCAUGUUUAGCAAAGUUUUGGUCAUAACUAUGUUGGAAGAAAAAAAUAAAAUCUGUUGAUUUACUGACUGGUAUUAAAUCCGAGGUCAAACUGGUCAGCAUACCAAAGCUCUCAUGUUGGAAACCCAGCGGUGAAUCAAUUCAAGUCUCACAAGGGAUGCUUUAAUACAGAGCAGCAGGGAAGACACUUUAUCUUUAUUUUGUUUUCACAUGAUCAGAUGCAGAGGUAGAUUAAAAAAACAAAACCGACAAAAUGUUCUGCAUAUAAAUAAGAACCCGACUCUUAACUGUGGCCUUCUCUGGCACAGACACAUGGUUCAGGAUUUGCACUUUAAGAAGGUUUAAACGCUCAAAGGAAGGAUUUUUCAACCCAUUUUUAACACUUUACCUUUCCUGAAAUCAACCUGAAUAAUUCUGACACCUUUUAUUUGGUGAUUUUCCAGACGCUUUUGCUAAAAUCUCUAAAAAUCAAAAUGCUUUCAAGGUUACACUGAAGGAAAAAGAGGCAGAAAGGAAUGUAGAGCUGAGGGAGACUUGUAAGAAAAGACGGUAAAUGAAGGUGUGAAAGGAUAAAUAUUGAGAAGAUGCAUGAUGCUUUGGCACAGAUACUAACUCAUGCAUCUUAAAUUUUGAUCCGAUGGUGGUGCUACAUGGAAACUGAUUAUUCAUUUUGCAGGUUUAUGGGACUUACGGAGAUGCAAGCUCAUCUUGUUUGGUCCCAGCUUUGUGUGAAACUGGUUUUAAUAAAUAUGUAUCAUAGUAACUGGAUGUAUUUCUUAUCGAGAUGUGUACUGGGGACUUAUGUGAGAAAUAAAGGCUCAACAAUCA